AGAAAUGUUGUAAUUUCAUGAGUGCAAGACGCAUUGUGGCUCAUCAUUACAGCUGUGACACUGUAGCAAGAGAAGCUCUAGAGACCUCAGUGAUUUGAUCCCCGUCUUCACAUGGCUUGCAUCAGGCAGGAUUCACAGAAAAACCGCUUUCUCUUUGACCUCUAUCAGCCUAACAGUCAAAACCAAAGUUGUGAUGACAUUUACAUGAAUUGUUUCACGUGUCAGUUCGGUUGUGAGCCACUGAGAUCUUAUAGCACUCACAGGAGGGAAACACAUGUAACAAACCCACUGGCCUGUGUGUAAACCUGAGCACCAAAAACAGUUUCUGUAUGGCCACGUGACUUCCUCUCAGCUUCUGCACUUUGUUCAGAUGCAGCCCAGUGCAGUUCUGCCUUCCUCUGUUUUUUUUUUUACCCGACUUCAUUUGCAGUGACAGACUGUGACAGAAACCCUGAGUGAUUAAAGCCAGUGUAGCUUUCUUACAGCUGUUUGUCCAGAGAGAUUUGAGGACCGCUGAGGAAGAAGAUGUUGAGGCGAAGACCUUCAAAUGCCUCUGAGAAGGAGCAGCAGCAGCAGCAGCAGCAGCAGAAGAAGAAGAAGCUCACCCUGCAGAGAUCCAGCAGCUUCAAGGAUUUUAUGAAGCACAAACCCACCUCUCCUGUUGUGUCAGAAAAGGAGUUCACUUUGGAGGAGCAUGUGGCAGAGAACAUAACAGAAGAGCAAACGGUGAAAAGUGGCAGCAAACUGGGCAAAAAGUGGCGCAAUGUCAUCUCACGCACCAUGACCCGCAAAACAUCCAAGAUGGUGCAGAAGGCUCUGGCUGAGGAGGGGGGGGAGAGCAGUGAGGAGCUGUCUCCCGUCUCUUCUGAUUGGAUUCCAGAUCUGAUCGCAGGACAGAGGACGUCUGUGUGCUCCUCGGGCUCGGAGGACACCAUGCCCAGCCUCAUCAGAUGCCAGCUCUCUGGCAGUAGCGACAGACAGAGCUUGGACAGCGGGUACUGCCAGAGGGACAGCAUGAGACUGGAGGAGAACGGCAUCGCUUACAACGGGCCGUUCUGUGGCCGAGCUCUGGUCCACACUGACUUCACUCCCAGCCCGUACGAUGUGGAGUCACUGAAACUCCAAAAAGGAGACAUCAUCCACAUUAUUGAGAAGCCUCCUGUGGGGACCUGGACAGGGAAACUCAACAACAAAGUGGGCUCCUUUAAGUUCAUCUACGUCAACCUCCUGCCUGACGAGAGCCCCCCAGCCAGGAGGAGAAACUGCAACAGCAACCGCCGCAGCAAAUCCAAACCCAGAACCCUGGAGGAGGUGCUGGACAGCAUGGGCCUGACGGAGUUGAAUUCUUUGCUGUCCAUGCACGGGUUCCAGAGCCUGGAGGACUUUGCAAUACUGAAGGAGUCUCACCUCAAUGAGCUGAACAUCACUGAUCCUGAGCAGCGCUCCAAGAUCCUGAAUGCCGCCGAACUGCUCAGAGACUCUGAAGAAGAGUCAGAGCCAGAGGAAGAGGUGGACAAAUCCGACGCCAAGGAGCCGAGAGAUUCAGGCUGUUUCGAGAGCUCAGAGACUCUGGAAAGUGGACGAGAAGAGCCAAAGGCGGAGGAAGAACUCCAGGAUGAAGCAUCAGAGGAGCAGACGAACCAGGAGGCAGAGGAGCAGGAGUCCGAGCCAGACGAGGAGAAACAGACAGAGCAGCUGGAGGUGGUGCAGGAGCAGCUGCAAGAGCUGACAGUGGACGAAUGAUGCUGAGAAGUGACGGAAAAAUACUGAAACUUGUUUUAUUCCUGGUUCUCAGGGACUCUGCAGAUGGAGGUAUGGUGUUUAAUAAACAGCUCUUCAUUGUAAGAGAGUGGACAACUGGUCAUAUGAACACAAUGUAAGGUAAUACUGUAGCAAGGUGGUGGUCUCCAUGCAGUUUGUUUGCACUGUUGAACAAGCAGCACAAUUUCUAUCAACCGUUUUGCCAUGAAUGUUGUAAGAAUGUCCAUUUAGGAUGGAGAUGAAGCAUUUAAACAUUUUCCUCCUUUUCAUUUCGUUUCGUCAUUAUGUAUGCUCUCGUCAUCGGUGUGUGAAUGUGUGUGUGAAUGGGUGAAUGGUGUAUGAUCUCCUGUAAAGCGCUUUGG
Messenger RNA from Monopterus albus (swamp eel), 2123 nucleotides. It is a transcript of the gene sash3, whose product is annotated as SAM and SH3 domain containing 3. Gene Ontology annotation, molecular function: protein binding. NCBI's taxonomy places the organism in Eukaryota, Metazoa, Chordata, Actinopteri, Synbranchiformes, Synbranchidae. Bases 526 to 1743 code for a protein of 405 amino acids. The record is from RefSeq and is a predicted model, not a curated record. The transcript has 9 exons.